Morone saxatilis (striped sea-bass) is the source of this 1826-nucleotide messenger RNA. RefSeq names its product ras-related protein Rab-8B-like. Bases 141 to 764 code for a protein of 207 amino acids. The record is from RefSeq and is a predicted model, not a curated record. The transcript has 8 exons. Lineage: Eukaryota; Metazoa; Chordata; Actinopteri; Moronidae. Gene Ontology annotation, cellular component: synaptic vesicle; trans-Golgi network transport vesicle; plasma membrane. Gene Ontology annotation, molecular function: GTP binding; GTPase activity. Gene Ontology annotation, biological process: cellular response to insulin stimulus; regulation of exocytosis; protein secretion.
AACGCAAAACGUGACGUCACUCAUCUCGGCACCGGUCUGCUGCCAGUCUGCCACAGACAGCUGAGGAUUUCCAGACGGGGGAUCCCGGCUCGAUACGGCCUUAUAUUGUCGAAACGUCGGAGUCCGUACAGUGUGUCUAAAUGGCGAAAACGUACGAUUACCUCUUCAAGCUGUUGCUCAUCGGAGACAGCGGAGUCGGCAAGACAUGUCUGCUGUUCAGAUUCAGCGAGGACUCCUUCAAUACCACCUUCAUAUCCACAAUAGGAAUAGAUUUCAAAAUCAGAACAAUAUCGUUGGACGGAAAGAGGGUCAAACUUCAGAUUUGGGACACUGCAGGGCAGGAGAGGUUUCGCACCAUCACCACAGCUUACUACAGAGGAGCUAUGGGCAUCAUGUUGGUCUAUGACAUCUGCAAUGAGAAGUCCUUUGAAAACAUAAAAAACUGGAUUAGAAAUAUUGAAGAGCAUGCCUCGUCUGAUGUGGAGAAGAUGAUCCUGGGUAACAAAUGUGACAUGACUGACAGGAGGCAGGUGUCCAAAGACAGAGGUGAAAAACUGGCUAUUGAUUAUGGAGUGAAGUUUUUGGAGACCAGUGCAAAGUCUAGCUUAAAUGUGGAAGAGGCUUUUUAUACUAUGGGAAGAGACAUAUUACACAAUCUGAGCUCAAAGACAACUGACAACAGUGCCGGAGGAUCGGGCAAACCACUCAAGAUCACAGAGAAAAAGUCGAAAAGAAUAAAAUUCUUCAAGUGUUCACUCCUCUAGGCUGCUCCUCUGUAGUGUCCACGGCUCUGUGUGACUUUGCUGUUUUGGCGGAUGGUUCCUGCAUCCAGGAUGUCCCUGCAGCAGCGGCAGCAGUGGUCAUAUUCAGAGGACCUUACUGCCAGCUGAAGCUCACAGGUUCAUGAGUGUUUGAGAUGCCAUCCUGAUCUGCUGACCAGAAGAGGAUCAGUGAGGAAUGAGGCCUGAUACUGUAUAUCCACUCAUGCAAAAGACUUGGAGUGAUUGCCAGCAUUGUUUUUUGGGAUUAUUUUUUAGCUGGCCCUGCAGUGUCUGCUCACACAAGGCAGUGAUCCUGUUGGCAUUUCUAAUAAUACCUCUGUUGGAUCCAUGAGAAUAUCUAAUUUACACAUAGUUGUCUUAUAAAUGAAAAAAAAAAAGAAUUUCAGAAGUUGUAGCAUUGUUUUAUAUACACUACCUACUGUAAUAUUUACUACUAUGAUGCUGUCAGACAUAUCAGAUCUCAGCAUUGAUUGUAUUUGUCUGUGUAAUUCAUGUUUGUUAAAAUAUGCCUGUUGUAUCCUGUUGCACCGGCAUCAUUUCCAGUUGUUCAUGUCUGCCUAGAAGGAGUCACAGGAUUGUCAUAGAAAAGACAAAAAAAUGUAUAAAUAAUCAAUUUUUAUUCUCUUUAAUGAAACCUUUACUUAUACAGGUUUCUGUGUCAAAAUGAAAAAGGUUGUUUGUCUUCUUGGGAGCUGUACUUACCACAUAUUAUUAUGCGAUUGUCAGUAUGUGCAUGAAAGCUGUAGGGAUACCUCUAAGUGGAUCAUUAUUAAGCACAUUUUACAGUAUUUGAAAAGAAAAUGUUUACAGGCAGUAUUAUAUAGUGUCAGUGGUAUAUAGGAAGUUCAUGUUUUUGCUGAUCACACAGUGUAUAUGUUAGCACAACUAACUGUUGUGUGUAUGCUUUAUGUGUAGACAUCCAACAGGUUCUCUUUACAUCUCCAACAUUAAAACACGACGACUGGGGAAAGCUGUAAUGUGAAUGAUUGUAACCUACUGUAUGUUACACCAAUGAAAAGUAAAGAAGAAAGUGGAUCUUUAAAA